Molecule: messenger RNA, 948 nt
Organism: Symbiodinium sp. CCMP2456
Lineage: Eukaryota; Dinophyceae; Suessiales; Symbiodiniaceae
Source: the annotation of a GenBank genome assembly
AUGCCUUCCAAGGCUUGUGCAGUUGCCCUCGCCGGCGUAGGCGCCUACGCCGCCGCCCAGGCUUUCGUGGCCCCGACCGCCCCACAGGUGCAGGAGCAGCGUGAGGUGCGCCAGUUGAGGCAGCAGGCCGCCGCAAGCGCGACCUCCACCACCUCAUCAGCAGCUGCCCUUGCUCUGGGCGCAGCUGGUGUUGCAGCCGCUGCCGCGCAGGCCGGCAAGCGAACUCAGCGCCGAUGCCAGGUCGUCCGCCAGGCCACAGCGGUGGCUGAGAAGACCUUCACCAAGAUGCCGGCAUCCGUGAAGCCCGGCGUCGUCACCGGUCAGGCUUUGGUGGAUCUGCUGAACUAUGCCAAAGAGAACGAGUUCGCGAUUCCGGGAGUGAACGUGGUGAGCAGCAGCUCCAUCAACGCCGCCAAGAAGGCCGGUGGUCCCAUCAUGGUCACUUUCUCAAAAGGAGGCGGCCAGUUCAUCGCCGGAAAGGCAGCUGACAACUCAGACGAUGCCGCCAGCAUCGCCGGCACCGUGGCUGGCGCACUCCAUGUUCGCCAGGUGGCCAAGCUCUACGGCGUGCCUGUGAUCCUGCACACUGACCACUGCCAGAAGGCUUGGCUUCCUUGGUUCGACGGACUCAUGGAGGCCAACGAGGAGUAUUUCGAGAAGAACGGAGAGCCCUUGUUCUCCUCCCACAUGUUGGAUCUGUCCGAGGAGCCUUUGGAGGAGAACAUCGCCAUCUGCAAGAAGUACUUGGAGCGCAUGUCGAAGGUGGAUCUUCUUUUGGAGAUGGAGCUGGGCGUGACUGGCGGUGAGGAAGACGGCGUGGACAACACUGAUGUGGACUCCUCCAGGCUUUACACCCAGCCUGAGGAGGUGUGGCAGGUCUACGAGACCUUGUCUGCCGUGCCCAACGGCAAGUUCACCGUGGCUGCGGCCUUCGGCAAUGUCCACGGC